AAAUGUUCGCAACAUACAAAACCUGAACCUCCGAGAGUUGGAAGCUCGCGUGCCAUUUGCUCAGUCAUGGCACCAACAGUAUAAAGACAGUGCCUGGAUAUUUAUUGGAGGUCUGGACUAUGACCUCACUGAGGGAGACAUUAUCUGUCUUUUCUCUCAGUAUGGAGAAGUGGCUAACAUCAAUUUGGUGCGUGACAAGAAAACUGGCAAGAGUAAAGGAUUUGCCUUCCUUUGUUUUGAAAAUCAACUCUCCACUGUUCUUUCUGUAGACAACCUCAAUAGCAUAAAGCUGUGUGGGCGUACCAUCCGUGUGGACCACGUGGAGGAGUACAAGGUGCCCAAGAUGAGAGAAGACAUGGCACCUGAGCAGCAGAAGUUAGCACUGGAAGGCUGUGCCCCACAACCCAUUGCACCUUCACAUAAUACCAGCAUGUCUGCUGAAAUGGAAAUAGAAGGCAGUCCUGAUUGUUCUGACCGCAAGAAACUUAAAAAAAGGAAAGAAGAGAAGCACAAGGACAUAAAAGGUAGAGUCAAGGAGGAGCCAGCAAUGUCUUCUGAUCAAAGCUUCCCUAAAUUGACUGGCAGCGUGGUGGACGGUGUACUGCUGCCUCCCAGACUGCUACCACCCACACUGCUACCAGCUCCAGCCAUCAAAGGAUCAAAAAGCAAGUUGAAAAAGUCUAAAAAGAAGAAGAAAGAUCGCAAAAAACAGAAGAAGAAGAAUAAGGAAAAGAAAAGUAGACGCGACUCAUCAGAUUCUAGUUCCUGCAGCUCGUCAGAAGAGGACGGUCCAACUGCAGCGACCACGACGCAUCAAAGUAAAAAUGCUGAUGCGUCACAACCAGACAUCCGGAUCAAAUCUGAACCUCCUAGUGAUUUUGAAACUGAUUCUAGAUGGAACAACGAAAUCGACCAUCGUGAUCGUUGGAAGAAUUCUUCACAUUUACACAGUGAUCGAAGUAGAGAUCCAUCAAGUUUCAAAAACGAACGAAGUCUAACAAGAGAUUCGCCCUGCAUGAGCGAUGGUCGAAGGAGCAAUAGCCACAGCCUUAGAGAUGAAAGACGAGACGAAAAAAUAUGUGAAAGAAGAGAUGAUAAGUACCGUAGUGGCGUCUCUGAAGGAAGGAACAGAAGAGAUGAAUCUCAAAAAUCCCGGAGGCCCUUCAGUGAUGCCGAGGACGAAGGAAGUAGGUUAAUGCAUAAAAGGCAAAAGGUAAAUUCAGAUUUUUAUGAGAAAAGAGAUUGACAUGGUCCUAGAAAAGAUCACAACAAAGAAGCGUGAACUCAGUGCGUUUUUCACUUGAAUUAUGCUUAUUUUUAAGUAUUACUGUGUGAAUUCUGUUUCAUGAAGCUUCCUGAAUCGGAUUAUGAAUGAUCA
Molecule: messenger RNA, 1378 nt
Organism: Hyalella azteca
Lineage: Eukaryota; Metazoa; Arthropoda; Malacostraca; Amphipoda; Hyalellidae
Product: RNA-binding motif protein, X-linked 2
Biological process (GO): mRNA splicing, via spliceosome
Cellular component (GO): precatalytic spliceosome; U2 snRNP; catalytic step 2 spliceosome
Molecular function (GO): RNA binding
Source: RefSeq, a predicted model, not a curated record